UGAGUCAAGCUACUACCGGCAAUUGUCCUCCUUUCCUUGCAAAUUGGAUGCUUAUGGGCUCCUCAACAUGAUCCCAAAUAAAUUUUCUAAUAAGCUCAUUCUUGCAGGUGAAGGUGAAUUCCAUGUCGUGGAGGUUGAAACAGGAAAGGAAGACAAGAAUGAGGAAGGGCAAAAGCAACAGGAGUCUCCUUGUGCAAAACCCGUUCAAGCUUCUUCUUCAUCAAUUAUGGCUGUUGUGGUCAAUGAACCAGCAGCGGUAUCAAAAAAGGCAACGGAAGAGGUUGAACACACUGUCAAGGCGUUAGUCAAUGUCAAGCUGCAGCUUGAAGAGAAAAUCAAGGAAGUGGUAGGAAUGGUUGAGCAGAACAGCAAAAAAGCAGUUGAGGCAGUGAUGGUACAGCAUCGGACAAAGGAGAGAAUCCAAGCCGAGAGAGUGCAGGAACUGGAGAAAGAGAUGCAAAGAAUGCAAAAGACAGUUGGAGAGUCCAAACAGAGGAUUGAGGAGGUGGAGAGACAAGCAGAGGGAGUGCAACGGAUGGAGGAAGAGACGAAAACAAUGAGAGGAAUAAUUGAGCAGUCCACACCGAGGAUUCAGGAGGUGGAGAGACAAGCGCAAAGGCUCCAGCAGCUGGAGAAACAGAUGCAAACAAUGACAGAGAGAUUUGAAAUGUCCAAACUGAGGAUUCAAGAGGUAGAGAGAACACUGGCUGGUGAGAUGAGUGGGAGGAAGGCAGACGAAAAAUGCAGAGCACGUUUAGCUGAAAGGACCUGCGAGCUAGAAAACAAAUACGCAGAAGAGGUAGCCAAAUGUGGAAGGGCGGAGGCCGCAUCUCUAACACUCGCGUCUAAUGUUUGCACUGCGGACCCUCAUGUGUUAAAGGAGUACGCCUUCAAGGAACUCCAAGAUCCAACUAAUAAUUUUGACGUGAAGCGGAAGUUUGGAGGCGGGAAACUGUUUGAAAAUACUUACCUUGGGACACUACGAGAUGGUAGUCUUGUUACGGUGAGAAGUUGAGAGAUGCAGAGGCACAGCUCGAGACAGAGCUUGUGGACAGGGUAAGAACACUCUGCCAUCCCCAUCUUCUGACCUUGUUGGAAGUCUGUUACGAAGGGAGCUGCCUGGUUUACGAGCACAUGGAGCGCGGGAGCUUGAAGGACUGGAUCUCACAUCAUGAUGAAGAAAAUGCAGCAAGAGGGUUCCUGACAUGGUAUGCUCGCUUUCGCGUAAUGGCUGAGGUUGCCCGGGCACUGUGCUUCCUGCACUCAGUUGCAUCUGCAUCGGGUGGUCCCAUCAUACAUUGGGCGAUUAAGCCAGCAAGCAUUUUUCUGUCGGACAGCUUUGUGGCAAAGAUCUGCGGUGUUGAUGAGGCGAUUCUUGACACAGUCUUCUGGAGAGUUUGGGAAGAGGGGGACUCCGUUAAUUGUAUCCACAGACAACGACUCACACUACAUUGCGCCAGAGUAUUUGCAUCAAGGAUUUCUUUGUGAGAAGAUGGGCAUCUAUGCAUUUGGCAUCACCAUCCUGGGGAUGCUUACUGGAAAUCUCUCAAAUGCGUUUGAAAUUAUUGAAGACACAAUUGAGUAUGACACAGCUUUCAAGAACGCUCUGAACACCAAUGCAGGCUGUUGGGAUGUUCACCUGGCUCAGGAAGUCGCAAAGUUGGGGUUGCGGUGCGCUAGUUUCAACAGAUGCAGACGACCAAACAUGAUGGAACCAGAUGCAGGUGGCAUUCUGGCAAUACUUGAGGGAGUUGCAAGGAAGGUUGACCUUGCACAGACUGCAGAAGACGGAUAGAAAAAAUCUGCAGCCACAUGGUCAAUCAGCCACAUUACGGUGGGAGUGUGCACGGGCAGCACGGAACAGGCAGAGGAGGUCAGCCUGAAGUGCAUCAGUUGAAAUCAAACUGGGAGCUAGAUGUUGCUGAUGUCGUGUGUUACCUUCGUUGGUGAGAGAGACGUGGCCAUCGAGCAAGCAACAGAAUGAAGCGUCUGUCGCUUCGCGAACUUACUUGUAAGCGAUUAUAGAGGGGAACAGGGUAAAGAAAAAUUAAGGCAAGUACAGGCAUGUGUGGUAGGAUUAUUCUUUUCCAGAACCCAGGGGCUUAAGGCGUAUUGUAGCAUAGCCACACACAAAAAGCCUCUCAUAAUAUGUUUGAAAUUCCCUUCCUGCUGUUUGAAAUCACAGCUUGAUGUCCGUUGAGAUUGAUAAGCACAAAUAAAAAUGCCGAUGUGGUCUGAUCUGUGGUGAGCGGGGUUCUUGUUUCCAGCUUACUUGAGCAUGAUGGGUUCAAAAUUUCAAAUGACAAUUAAGGAUUUGUAUUUCUUACCAGCCUCUGUAACGGUUCGCUCGCUCUCACUCGAUCAUUAAGUAUGGGGUCGGAAUUAUAGUCAUAUUGCUUGAGCAGCAAUAAUUCUGAUUAGUGUCACAAGGGAAUGAUGUAGUAUACCGGGAGCAGGUACUGAGGGCUCUGAUCACAAAGUGAAGCUUAUACUGAUCACAGAAGAAUUGCUCUGGCUGCGUUGCACCACCGUCUUUUUGUAAGGCAAUGAGCUGUUUUUUUCUUCGCUUCGCAAAAUUUAUGUGGAACAGUUUUUAUACAUGCGUGUCAUGAUUGCACUGUCAUGCUUGCCCAAGGGCUGUGCUAUUCCGUAUUGCUCCAACUUCCAAG
Molecule: messenger RNA, 2669 nt
Organism: Chara braunii
Lineage: Eukaryota; Viridiplantae; Streptophyta; Charophyceae; Charales; Characeae
Source: the annotation of a GenBank genome assembly